Molecule: messenger RNA, 4334 nt
Organism: Papaver somniferum (opium poppy)
Lineage: Eukaryota; Viridiplantae; Streptophyta; Magnoliopsida; Ranunculales; Papaveraceae
Exons: 4
Coding region: 658-4038 (1126 amino acids)
Source: RefSeq, a predicted model, not a curated record
AAAGCAAGGAAGGUGGAGAGAAUCUAGAAAUGCUCCAUUUCUUCUCCUUUCACUUCCUAAAAAAAAACCCAGAAAUAAAAAAGAUUUUCUCAUCAGAAAAAAGAAAAAGAAAAAAAAAGAGAUUUCAUUUCACAAAAACUGAAGAAUAAAAGGAGACUAGAUGUUGACAAAUUUCAUGUCACUAUUCUUCUUCUCAGAACUUCUUCUUCUUCCUAGUUGGUUUGUUAUUGUGUGUUGUGUUGUUUGUAGAUUUUUCUUAUCUAGGAUCUCUCUAUUACCAACAACACUGUCUGUCCCACCACUACCACUAGAUCAAAUAAAUAACUUAGAAUUUUUCCAGAUGAUGAAGAAGAAGAUCUAAAUUUUAAGGUUCUUCUUCUUCUUCUUCUACAACUUCAAUGGUCUCCUCCUCCUCCUACUGAAACCACCACCUCGUUUUUUUCGCUCUGUUUCAUUAAAAUUGUUUGUCUUUUCUCUCUCUUUCUAUAAAUUCUCUGUAUUAUUCUUAUCGUAGUAGUAGUGGUGGACCAAGACUGAAUUUUUUAUAAGACAGAGACUUGGAGUUUGAAUCCGUUGACAUCAUAUCUAUCUCAUGUAAUUCAUUAUAUUGAUUCAAGGAUAGCUGAUUGAUUCACUUAGAAGAUGUGAGUUUGAGGAAUGGGAACGAAAAUCCAGUGUAAAAGCUUUUCUCCGGUAUUUCACUCCAUGAGGGAUCUUAAUGAGGACGCAAAUAGUGGAAGUUGGCCUGUAUUUUAUGAUGAUAAAAUGCUGAAGAACGAGCAAUACUACAACUGCUUUGUGCCUAGGUCUGAAAUGAAUGGAUAUGCAGAUUACGAUAAAGAAGUAGUGAAGCAAACAAUACUUGAGCAUGAUAAUGUUUUCAGGAAACAGGUCUACGAAUUACACCGUCUAUAUAAAACACAAAGGGAUUUGAUGAACGAGUUCAGAAGGAAAGAGUUACAAAAGUAUUCAAGACCAACAGAGAUAUCACAGUCAAGCAGUCCAUUUUCAUCUCACACACCAUUAGAAGAUGUUAAAAUGUUGCAAGUACCCAGCUUUCCUUUGGUCAGCCCUAAUUGCAGUAGACCCUGUAUAUCAGGUGCUGAGAGCAUGCAGUCUCCUUCAACUUUUUUAAAAGAGAGUAGUGUGCCUGUCACUCCAAAUGCAGUACAGAAUGGAAGCAUUUAUAAGGAAGGUGACAUAUCAAAGUCCAAGUCUAAACAGGUGGCGAGAAAAAUGUUUGACCUGCAACUUCCUGCAGAUGAGUAUGUAGACAGUGAUGGAGAGCAAAAUGGAGAGGAAAAAGGUUUUCAAUCAUCUUCUGCGGCAGCUUAUCCUCCCAAGUUAAAUAAUGGGUUUGCAUCUGGUUUAGGUGCGAAGCUGUCUCUCGGCAAUGGAGUGAGCCUUGAUUGCCCAAAAGAUGGCUCACUUGUAUCGAACAGACUUGGGUUGGCUGAUUUAAACCAACCCCUACAAGUUGAAGAGACAAUACCUUCGGCUCCUGUUGGAUUCUCGGGGACUGCUGUUUCUCACCAUGGAGGUAAUCAAGGACAACAGCAACCUACAAAUUCAAACUACCCAGGUUUUCCUCGGGAAUUUUUCCUAACUGCACAGAGUAGCGGUUCACACCAGACUGAUAUACAUUUAGAGAAUGAGGGAAAAAGAGAACAACCAUAUAAUCUUGAAGCUGGACCAAGUAGAGAAAAUUUCGACUCUUUUCGUUUACAGAAAUUACCUGCACAAUCCUCUUCACCAAAGAUUGGUUUUACAAUGACUCAUGAAUAUCCAGCAUUUUCUGUAUCUGACUCUCACAAGAGACAACCAUGGAGAGAAACAGCAGCUUGUGGCUUAGAAAUCCCUGAAAGUAGUCAGAGUCACUCCAAAUAUUUGGGAUCAGCCCUUGAACCUCGCAUACCCACUUCAUAUCAAUGUGUUUCUCAGUCUGAGAACAUUGCUGAAUCUUCUUCGGUAUCUUCUUGGAUAAAGCCGAUAAAUAUUUUUCACGAGAAGUCAACAGAGGUUAGAGCUCUUCGUUGCCUAAACUCAUCUUCUCCAUCUAGUAAUAGUUCUAAAUCGUCAGUCCAGAACCCAGUAGUUGUUGGAAACGGGUGGCAUUUUAGUAACAGCCCUGAACCAAACUCUAGUUGUGGAAAUGAAAGCACCUCUAAGAACGGGUUUUACCACGGUUCCCAGGCAGAAUACAGGGCAUCUAAGGUUCCCUUCCGUUCGACUCGUUUUGGUUUCCUUAAUGGUAAUAUUAGCAAUAAUUCGGCUUCAGAACAGUACGAGAAUCAUAGCCCCACAAAGUAUUUUAGGGGUCUAGAAUGUGUGGAUGUGAAGUCUGCAAAGGGUGUGAACUUGAAUUUGGCUGUUCCUAAUGGGUAUCAAGAUGAAGCAGUUCGGCGACACGAUGUUGUGAUCAUCGAUGGUGAGGGGAAGAAUGGAGACCGACCAACUGGGUUACCAUGGAAAAGAGCGAAGGUAGUGUGUGAAAACAGAUCUACCAUUGAUAGAGCAGCCCGACAACAGGAUCUUGUGAUUAUAGAUGGUGAGGGUAAGAAUGAAGACCGGCCACUGGGAUUACCAUGGCUGAGAGCGAAUUUAACAAGUGAAGACAGACCUACCAUAGAUGGAAUAAUUCGGCAGCAUCCUGUGAUUAUAGACGGGGAGGCGAAGAAUGAAAGUCGGCCAUUGGGGUUACCAUGGCUGAGAGGGAAAUUAACAUGUGAAAACGGGCCUACUUUAGGAAAGGGACAUCCCAAUAUAACAGGAUUGAGUUCCUCUAAUCAAGCUACCAUUAAAGCAGUUGAGGCGGUUAAUUUUUCUACCUCGACCUUGUUUCAGAACUUUAAUUCGUCUUCAUCUACUAGUGGAUCUUGGAGUCUCAGAGGGGGUGAUGGCCAAGACAUUCAAAACAUUUUGGGAGUUCCAAUGUUCGACAAGUCUCAUAGUUCCAAGUACCAAAACGUUUUUGCAUCUCCCGCCAAGUGUCAGUUCCCCCCUAAAGUGGAAGAGACUCAGAAUAGUGGGAAAGUUCUUUUUGACAUCAACUUGUCUGAAGAGCCUGAAUCCAGCUCAAGGCUGUCAUCAUCUCAUAAUCUGAAAGGUUUAGACAUGAACAGGUCUGGUUACAGAAAUGAUUUUAAUCUGAACUUAAGUCUAGACGAGGAAGAAAACUCAGCCGUACCUUAUAUUAAUGAACCUACAGUGAAGAUUGCAGUUGAGAUAGAUUUGGAGGCACCAGCAGUGACCGAGAAUUUGGAGGAAAAUCCUCUCCACGGUGACUGUUCAUUGAAUCAACUAGAGAGUAAUGUUCAGUCAUCAGCGACUAAAGACCCUCAAAUGGAACUUGAAAGAAUUGCAUCGGAGGCUAUAGUCAUGAUUUCUUCAUCAGCGAAAUUUUCAGAUAAUUCUACUUUGAAGUCAUCUGAAGAAUCUCUCAAGGACUCUCUGAGUUGGUUUGCAGAUGUAGUUUCUGCCAUGGCUGGUCUUGAGAUUGAAGCAAAAGAUCACGAGGAAUCUUCUUGCGAGAGUGAUUACUUUGAGUCGAUGACGUUAAAACUGACCGAGACAAAAUUAGAAGAGUUGCCUUGUCAAAUUUGGAUACCCGAUAAUCAAAAAGAAGAGGAAGUAGUUACUUGUGCAGUGCCGACCAGACGCCGAAGAGGUCAAUCAAGGAGAGGGAGACAGAAGAGGGAUUUUCAAAGAGAUAUCCUUCCAGGUCUUGUUUCUUUGUCUCGGCAUGAAGUGACUGAAGAUCUUCAAACAUUUGGAGGGUUAAUGAGAGUGACCGGACACUCUUGGCAGAGCAGUUUAACAAGAAGGAAUGCUUCUAGAAAUGGUUGGGCUCGGGGAAGGAAGCGGACACAGGGCCCUGCUCCUCAUCCUCCUCCUCCUCCAAUGGUGAUAUCCCCUACCCCAAAAGAGCAACCUAAUAACAUAGACGUUACAGAGAGAAGCUUAAGGUGGGGGAAAACGACUAGACGGCCGCGAAGGCAGAGACUUCCAGCUGGUACACCUCUCCCUCUGACUCAUUAGGCAUAACAGGGAGAGCACAUAUAUUCUUCAAUUUAUGGUUCAGAGAAAUUUAUAGAGGGAAAUGAAAAAUGGGUUAGGAUUUGAUUCCAUGGCUCAUUGGGAGGUUGAGAGAGUAGUGUAGUGUUGAGCUGUGGAGUGAGAUUAUUGAUCUCCUUCCAGCAAAAGAAAAGAAGAGAUUGUUUAUCUCCUCCCUUGUACAUUAUCUGCCCUAAAAUGUAAGGUCCAAUUUAUGUUGAUCGAGUGUUGAGUUCAAUUACUAGUUUGUACAUUUCAUAAAUUAGUGUUGUUUACUGACA